This is a messenger RNA of Saccostrea echinata, 812 nucleotides long. Its product is annotated as fibroleukin-like. The coding region runs from base 21 to 812 and encodes 263 amino acids. The transcript is spliced from 5 exons. NCBI's taxonomy places the organism in Eukaryota, Metazoa, Mollusca, Bivalvia, Ostreida, Ostreidae. The record is from RefSeq and is a predicted model, not a curated record.
GAGAGUACAAACCUCAAUCGAUGACUGAGUGUGCCUCGAUGUGUCAAAAUGUUUGUAGAGUUUUUGGAUACAAUUCUGUAAUGAAGAAGUGCCGGACCCACAAGAAAAUCUUUACGACUCAGAUGUCUGUGGAGUCUGGCUGGCGUUCUGUUACAGUUCUUCCUUUAGAUUGUAAGGACCUCCGUGAAAAGGGUAACACUAAUACAGGGGUGUACGAAAUUUAUCCCUUUGGGAACAGCUCCAUUCCUGUCCAAGUUUACUGUGAUAUGGACACAAUGAACGGAGGAUGGACGGCAAUUCAAAAACGACUAGACGGAUCCUUGAGCUUUAACAGAAUAUGGACAGAUUAUAAGAAUGGUUUUGGUGACCCGGCACAGAACGUCUGGAUCGGGAAUGACGUAAUCCAUCAGUUAACAAAGGGAAAGAACUCAUUUCUCUAUGUUUCCAUCACUGUACACAAUGGUACAACACUGUACGAGUUGUACGACCAAUUCUCUGUUUCCGAUGAAGCAGAUAAGUACAGACUCUCUCUGGCCGGACCUGCUACGGGAACCUUAGGAGACAGUAUGUUAAACACAAGGCAAUCUAUUUACGAUCUGUCAGGGAUCUACUUUAGUACACCGGACAGGGAUAAUGAUAACUAUUUUUAUAGCUGUGCCAGUGAUUUUAAGGGAGGAUGGUGGUUUAACUAUUGUCACCACGCCUUCCUUAACGGUCCCUGGUCUUCAGUACAAUGGACGUAUCCCUGGAAUCCUACAGUUACAUCCGGGACAUCAGUGACAGGGACGAUGAUGAUGAUCAAACGUAAAUAG